Exophiala viscosa is the source of this 1897-nucleotide messenger RNA. RefSeq names its product mitochondrial matrix Mmp37-domain-containing protein. The transcript has a single exon. Gene Ontology annotation, molecular function: phosphatidate cytidylyltransferase activity. Gene Ontology annotation, biological process: CDP-diacylglycerol biosynthetic process; cardiolipin biosynthetic process. NCBI's taxonomy places the organism in Eukaryota, Fungi, Ascomycota, Eurotiomycetes, Chaetothyriales, Herpotrichiellaceae. The record is from RefSeq and is a predicted model, not a curated record. Bases 102 to 1691 code for a protein of 529 amino acids. Gene Ontology annotation, cellular component: mitochondrion.
CACACACACUCCAAUAAGCAACCAUUCCUUGCCAGACCAUCGUCCAUGCUGGCACUGACAAUGGUCGCUCUGCCUCAACUCGAUUCAUCAGUCCUACAAGAAUGACAUUGCGAGCAGUGCCCAGCAUCCUGGGCAAAAGGGGAUUUCAGGAGCUUUACGGCUAUCCCACCAGAUUCCCCAUCCUCGCGUCACCCAAACGCCUACCUUUCGCUUACGGUGCUCGCCUCUAUGCCACCCAACAAGAAGAAGGGCGACGCGAUUCUGGCCCGCCGCCUGGGUUUGACGCCUCCAAAGCACAGCAGGAUUCGGACAGUUCCAAGCCGCAGUCUGAGUCGAAUGCUGGCUCCAAAGCAAACAGUACCCGUCCCGGUAGCAGCUCCUCCAAGUCUACGUCCUCCUCAAAAGAUCACCAUGACUGGGAAGAGAACCCUGACUUGAGUAUAUCGAAGUUUUCGGAACUUCCAACGAAAGAUUUCGGUGUCAACCAACACAUACUCAUCAAUGAAGAGUUCAAGGAAGCCCUGAGACAGAUACUGUGGAAGUUCCGCGCUCCCAUCCGCUAUGCGUUUGCCUACGGAUCCGGCGUCUUCCCUCAAAGCUCUGGCACAGUCGACGGCAACUCCAAACUCCAUCCAAGUCCUCCGGAUGCCAUAACAAAAGUCCAAGGUGGCAAUCAAAAGAUGAUUGAUUUCAUAUUCGGAGUGUCUUAUAGCCAGCAUUGGCAUUCCCUAAACUUGCAGGAACACCGUGACCAUUACUCAGCGCUUGGAUCACUCGGCUCUUACGCGGUUUCCAAGGUUCAGGACUCGUUCGGUGCCGGAGUAUAUUUCAACCCUUUCGUGACUGUGAAUGGGACACUCAUCAAAUACGGCGUGGUCAACCUGGACACUAUGUGUAAGGAUCUGUCAGAAUGGAAUACAUUGUAUAUUGCGGGACGACUCCAGAAGCCGGUCAAGAUUUUGCGAGACAAUCCCGCUGUCCGAUUAGCAAACCAGGUCAAUUUGAUUGCCGCUGUCCGCACAGCUCUGCUUCUGCUACCUGAAGAGUUUACCGAGAAAGAACUGUACUCGACCAUUGCAGGAAUCUCUUACAUGGGCGAUCCAAGAAUGACCAUUGGAGGCGAGAACCCUCGCAAGGUUGAGAACAUUGUCAAGUACCAACUGUCCAACUUCCGACGUCUCUACGCACCGCUCGUCGAGAAUCUACCUAACAUUUCUUUCACGGACUCCGCAACCUCCAACCAGGACUGGCUUGAUGACCCUUCAGUCAAUGCUAAACUAUCGCAAAACAUGGAUCCCGUAACUCGAGGUCAUAUGGUACGCCGCCUACCAGGUGCUUUCCGCAGAAAGUUGUACUUCGAAUACCAAUCCAAGUUCAAUAUCCCCCGUGGGGAAUUCAACGAGAUGCUGGAGAACACCAAAGACGAAGACCCCGACCGCAUUCGGAAGCGCGAAGGUGGGCCAUUCGAGCAACGGAUUGCUUCCGACAGUGAAGGUGGCGGGCUACGUGAAGAAGUCCGCCAGGUCAUUGAGUCGACGAUCCGCUGGCCUUCAUUCACGCAAAGUCUCAAAGGACCCCUUACGGCUGGAUUCGCUCGGAGUUGGCGAUACAUGAAAGAGAAGCGAGACAAGGCGAAGACAGGUGCUACUGCUAAAAAGGAGAAUGACGAAGAGAAGGAAAAGAUAUCAUAAAUCACCCCACAGGGAUCAAAAUGUUGGCUUGGACACGGCGGUAUGGUGUCAGCCAUACCACUUCUUUCAUUGUGUAUAUAUAUACAAAACCUGGAUGAGAUGACAGCUACUUUCCUGCGUCCCCAGACUAUAAAACACAAAUCAAAAACAUGAACACUCACGGUUUUCCACAUCUGGUCUACAGUUCCCGCUUUUCCGUUGCAGCC